AUGAAAGAAACAGAAAAAGUGGAAGAGGAUGAAUUAACAAUGGAAUUAGAUGGUUCUAAUUUGAGAAGUGGUGAUUUUAACCAAGGGAAAGACGAGGAAAAGCCUUCUGAAGAUCCAGUAGAAGUUGAACGUAAAAGGAAGCGCAAACAUGAAAGGAAGUCAGAGAAAGUACAAUCAGUUAGCGCUUUUCAGCUGUUUCGUUUUGCAGAUAGCAUGGACAUUUUACUGAUGAUAGUUGGAAUCAUAGCUGCAAUAGGUCAUGGAAUGUGCCUUCCACUAAUAUCCAUUGUCUUUGGUGAGAUGACAAAUGGCUUUAUAUGCCAUGCACAGUCUUCAAAUGCAUCAUUCAUGAAUAUCCAUUGUUUCGAUUCCAGAUUUUCCUAUUACUAUGCUGGAACUGGAGCAGUAGCACUGCUGUGUGCUUACGUUCAAGUUUCCUUUUGGGUUGUGAGUUCAGCAAGACAGAUACGAAGACUCCGAAAGGCAUUCUUUCAUGCUGUACUAAAAAAAGAUAUUGGCUGGUUUGACGUUAAUCAAGUUGGACAACUCAACACACAUCUAACAGCUGACAUCAAAAUCAAUGAGGGAAUCGGUGAUAAGAUUGGACUUUUGUUCCAGAACAUAGCGAUUUUCGCAGGAGGUCUAAUUGUUGGUUUUGCAAAAGGAUGGAAGCUGACCCUGGUAAUUCUGGCCGCCAGUCCCCUCCUUGCAUUCUCAGCUAUGCUAUGGUCCAAGCUCUCAGUCUCAUUCACUAACCUGGAGAUGACAGCUUAUGCAAAAGCUGGAGCAGUUGCAGAAGAAGUGUUGGGGGCAAUCAGAACGGUGGUUGCCUUUGGAGGCGAGAAGAAAGAAACUGAAAGGUAUUAUAGAUGUUUAGGAAAAGCCAAAAAGAUUGGAAUAAAGAAGGCCAUUACAUCCAAUCUCGCUGUUGGGUUUGCUUACUUUGUAGUAUUUGGAUCUUAUGGAAUUGGAUUUUGGUAUGGAUCGACUUUGGUUCUUGAGAACUCUGGAUACUCCAUUGGUACUGUCCUUACUAUAUUUUUCUGUGUCACCUUUGGAACAUAUUCCAUUGGUCAAACAGUACCAUAUGUUGAAGCGUUCUCUAAUGCCAGAGGAGCUGCAUUUGAAAUUUAUAACAUUUCUAGAGGAGAUAAAAAAUCUGCCAUCGAUAAUUUCUCAGAAGAAGGUCACAAACUUGAUCAAAUUAAAGGAAUAGUGGAAUUUAAGGAUGUGCAUUUUAACUACCCAUCACGGCCAGAUGUAAAGAUUUUACAAGGCCUAAACAUGAAGAUUAACAGUGGGCAGACUUUAGCUUUGGUUGGAAGCAGUGGCUGUGGAAAAGCACCCACCAUUCAGCUGCUACAGAGGUUUUAUGAUCCACAGCGAGGAACGAUUACAGUUGAUGGCCAUGAUAUACGGUUACUAAAUAUCAGACAUAUACGAAAAUACAUUGGUGUGGUCAGCCAAGAGCCUAUACUUUUUGCCACAACAAUUGCUGAAAACAUACGAUUUGGACAAGAAGAUGUUUCGGAUGCAGAUGAGAGGGCUGCAAAAGACGCAAAUGCUUAUGAUUUUAUUAUGAACUUCCUGAGGUAAAAAUUCAACACCCUUGUUGGGCUAAGAGGUUCACAACUAAGUGGAGGACAAAAACAAAGGAUUGCAAUUGCUCGGGCUCUGGUGCGUAACCCUAAGAUCCUCUUGUUAGAUGAAGCCACUUCAGCCUUGGAUACGGAGAGUGAAGCUGUGGUUCAAGCUGCAUUAGAUAAGGCAAGUAAAGGACGUACUACGAUCAUCAUUGCCCACCGCCUGUCCACAAUUAGGACUGCAGAUGUGAUAGCAAGCUUUCAUAAUGGAGUUUUAGUGGAACAGGGUACACAUGCAGAACUGAUGCAAAAUAAAGGAAUUUACCAAUCACUCGUAGCAGCACAGACAUUGAAAAACACAGAGAAAAAUGAAAAAGAAAUAGAAAAUGAAAGAGCAACAGAUAAAAAUGAAUAUUUUCCUCACGUGUGUACAUUAUCCAAUUCAUCAAGCACAAAGAAUAUAUCUCAUGAUGAAACUGGAUUGAAGGAAAAUAAGACGGAGGAAGUAAAGCUCCCAUCAUUUUCACUUCUAAAACUUUUCAAGCUGAAUAAGUCAGAUUGGCCAGCCAUAGCUUUGGGAGUCCUAGCUGCAAUUAUCAAUGGAGGAACUCACCCUGCCUUUUGCAUUUUAUUUGCAAAGAUCAUUAAUGUCUUCACUCUGACUGACCCUAAUGUGAUCAGGCAACAAGCUGAUUUUUAUUCUAUCCUGUUUUUUGUCAUUGGUGUAUUUUCCUUUGUUACAUAUUUCUUACAGGGCUUUAUGUUUGGGCGAUCUGGGGAAACCCUCACAAUGAAACUGAGACAUAUGGCAUUCAAGGCAAUGUUACGCCAGGAGAUAGCUUGGUUUGAAGAGAAGGUAAACAACACUGGAGCCUUAACUACAAGGUUGGCAACAGAGGCAUCACAAGUCCAAGCAGCAGUAGGUUCAAGACUAGGACUGAUAGCACAAAACGUGGCAAGCAUGGGAUCUGCAAUUAUUAUUUCAUUCAUAUAUGGAUGGAAGAUGAGUUUGUUAGUCCUUGCUAUAGUGCCCAUCUUAGCUGUGGCUGGAAUGAUUAAGAUGAAAUCUCUAACUGGAUAUGCAAAUCACGAUAAAGAAGAACUUGAAGCUGCUGGAAAGGUAGCAACAGAAGCUGUGGAAAAUAUCCGCACUGUUGUUUCUCUCACCGUAGAACCGACUCUUGAAAGACUGUAUGAUGAAAAUCUGGAGAAGCCACACAGAAAUGCUAUAAAGAAGUCCCAGGUUUAUGGUGGUGCCUUUGCACUGAGCCAGGCUAUCCAGUACUUCAGCUAUGCUGCCAGUUUUCGAUUUGGUGCUUAUCUAAUAUCAACAAAUGAAAUGGAUGUGGAAAGUGUUUUUCUUGUUUUUAAUGCUAUUGUGUAUGGUGCCAUGGCAAUUGGACAAAGCAGUUCCUUUUCUCCUGACUAUGCCAAAGCAAAGAUUGCUGCAAUUAAUCUAUUUGCUCUGUUUGACCAUGUGCCACCUAUAGACAGCUACAGCACUGAAGGACAAACUUUGGACAAACUCAAUGGUGAACUGGAGUUCUCUGACACUUACUUCAGAUAUCAGAGUCGUCCAGAUGCACCAGUGCUUGAAAAGCUGUCAAUCAAGAUUGCAAAAGGACAAACGUUAGCACUAGUUGGCAGUAGCGGAUGUGGUAAAAGCACCUCAGUGCAACUCAUAGAAAGAUUCUAUGACCCAUUGAAGGGACAGGUGUUUCUGGAUGGAGUUGAUAUCAGAGACAUGAAUGUCCAAUGGCUUCGAUCCCAGAUUGGAAUUGUAUCCCAGGAGCCCAUUCUCUUCAAUUGUAGCAUUGCUGAGAAUAUUGCCUAUGGUGACAACAGUAGGAUUGUGUCACAGGAGGAAAUUGAGAAGGCAGCAAAAGCAGCGAAUGCUCACUCUUUUAUUGAACAACUCCCUGAUAUGUACAACACUAAAGUUGGAGAGAAAGGCAUCCAAUUAUCAGGUGGACAAAAACAACGAGUAGCAAUUGCACGAGCCCUCAUACGUGAACCAAAAAUUCUGCUGCUAGAUGAAGCAACAUCUGCACUUGAUACAGAGAGUGAACAGAUUGUUCAAGAGGCUCUUGACAAAGCAAGGGAAGGAAGGACAUGUGUGGUGAUUGCUCACCGUCUGACAACGGUACAGAAUGCUGAUGUGAUAGCUGUUAUUCAUAAUGGUAAAGUAAUGGAAAAGGGUACACAUGAACAACUAUUAGCAAAUAAUGGGGCUUAUUAUAAUCUAGUAAAUGCCCAGAUCAUUCAAUGAAAUGACAUUUUCAUUUUGUAGAAAACAGAACAGUACAGCAGUGGACAGGCCAUUCAGCCCAAAAUGUUAUGUUGAUCUUGAUGCUAAAUGUCCUCCUCCUAUGUAUCAUCCACAUCCCUCCAUUCCAUUCAUAUUCAUGUGUCUAUCUAGAAGCCUCUUAAACUCCACCAAGCUGCCUGAUUCCACUACUACCCCAGUAACCUAUUCCAGGCACCUACCACUCUCUGUGUAAAACAAAGUGUCCCUCACACUGCCUUUAAACUUCCCCCUCUACCCUUAACAGCAUGUCCUCUGGUAUUUGACACUUCUACCCUGAGGAACAGAUUCUGACUGUCUACCCUACCUAUGUUUCUCAUAAUUUUAAAAACCUCCAUCCAGUCUCCCCUCAGCCUCUGACGUUCUAAGGAGAACAACCGGAGUUCGUCCAAUCUUUCCUUAUAGCUCAUAUCCUCUAAUCCAAGCAACAUCCUGGCAAACUUCGUCUGUACCCUCUCCACAGUCUCCACACCCUGGGCGAGCAGAACUGCCAGCAAUACACCAGGUGUGGUCUGACUAAAGUUUUAUAUAGCUGCAGCAUGACUUCCAUACUCUAAAACUCAACACCCCUUCCAAUGAAGGCAAGCAUUCCAUAUGCCUUCUUUACCACCUUAUUCACUUGUGUAGCCACUUUCAGUGAACUAUAGACCUGGUCCCCAAGAUCCUUCUGUACCUCAAUGCUAUUAAGGGGCCUACUAUUAACUGUAUACUUUCUCCUUUCAUUUGACCUCCCAAAGUGCAACACCUCACACUUGCCCAGAUUAAAUUGCCACUUCUCUGCACAUAUCUGUAUCUGAUGUAUCCCACUGUAUUCUUUGAUCAUCCCUUACACUGUCCAUAACUCAACCAAUCUUAGUGUCAUCCGCAGACUUGCUAAUCCACCCAUCUACAUUUUCAUCCAAAUCAUUGAUAUAUAUCACAAACAACAGAGGUCCCAGCACUGAUCCUUAUGAAACACCACUGGUCAUGGACCUCCAGCCAGAAUAACAGCCUUCCACCCCUAUUCUCUAUCUUCUAUGGACUAAACGGUUCUGAAUCCAAACUUGCAAUUCACCCUGGAUCCCAUACAUCUUCUGAAUCAACCUACCAUGAGGGACCUUGUCAACUGCCUUACUAAUGUCCAUGUAGAUAAUGUCCACUGCCCUACCCUCAUCAAGCCCCUUCAUCACCUCCUCAAAUAACUUGAUCAAGUUUGUAAGAUGUGACCUGCCCUGCACAAAGCCAUGUUGACUGUCCCUAAGCAGGCCAUGCUUUUCCAAAUGUGCAUAAAUCCUAUCCCUCAGUAUCCUCUCCAAUAGCUUCCCUUCCACUGACACGAGGUUUACUGUCCUAAUUACCUGUAUUAUCUCUUUUUCCCUUCUUGAACAAAGGCACACCAUUUGCUACUCCCCAGUCCUCCGGGACCUUGCCUGUUGUUAGUGAUGUUACGGACUCAGUGAAAGUCCCUUUAAGAUAGAGAGUGUGUGUGUAUGUGUGUGUGGGGCGUGCUUACAUCAAUAGAAGAUAAAGGACGUAAUGACGUUGUUGAAGAAGUCAGAAGAAGAAGAAGAAAGAGAGAGAGAGAGAAAGGAGAGAGACACCAGCCUGCUUGUUUUCUCUAUCGAUGGAUGAGAAACAAUAACUGUGUUUGCCACUGAAAUCCAUGUAUGGAAGUUGGAAGUAAUCCGGUGGAGUUCACUUUGUUGCUGACCUGUAGAAGGAAACAGGUAUUUGUAUGUGGACGACCACGGUUCGGAUGCUUUCGGGGUGAGGAAGUCACUACCGAGUAAACACUGAAGUGUCGUUUGGGUUCCAUCAUGGAACAUUUGGAUUUCGUAUGUACUCUCUCUAUGUUUUUCUACAUCUACGUCUUAUCUUCAGACAACGGUGGUUGUUGAAGAAGCCCUUGCUCAUGUUUCACCUUAUGGCUUGCGGAACUGAACUUUAAGAACCAUUCCGAAACUGGGAGUUUUGGACUUUGUCACACACACACACGAAGAGUUUAGUUUUGGGGUUAACGUUCGAGGUUUAACAUUCUUGAAUUCUAACAUACUAACAUUUUUACUUUUAUUUUACGUAUUAUCAUAAGUAGUGAUUAAUAAAAUAGUUUUUAACACUAAAUCAUGCUCAGUGUGUUUCUAUUGUUGCUGGUUCGUGACAAAAUUGGGGGCUCGUCCGGGAUCCAAUCCAAAGAUUUUUGAGGGAGGUCUGAUAAAUUCUUUUUAAUUGGCUUGUGUGUGUGGAAACCAGCAGCAAUGGAUAUUAAGGCAUUUUUGGAGUCACCAACCCAAAAGGGAUUGGAGGUGGCGAAAAAGGAUGAUCUGAUAAAGAUUGCUACAAGGUUAAACCUUACAGAAGUAAAGCAGUCUAUGAGAAAGGCAGAUAUUCAGAGACUGAUAGCUGGCCAUUAUGUGGAAAAGAAGGUGUUUGAGAAGGAAGUGUUAAAACAGUUUCCUGGCAGUGAAAUAGCAAUUUCUGAGGCACAGGUGCAGCUGGCAAAGAUAGAGGCUGAACGAGAACAAACCCAGUUAAAGAUAGAGGCCGAACGAGAUUACAGGAAAGUGAAUGCUGUAACAAAGUCAGAUGCUUAUCCUGUUCCUAGGGUGGAUGAUUGCAUAGAUAGAGUGGGAAAGGCAAAAUUUCUUACAAAGAUUGACCUAUUAAAAGGGUAGCAGGAUAAUCAUUAACAUUACUAACUGUAUGCGCGGUUAAAAUUUUCUUGGGAAAAUUUUUUUUAGGUGGGAGGUGUUACGGACUCAGUGAAAGUCCCUUUAAGAUAGAGAGUGUGUGUGUAUGUGUGUGUGGGGCGUGCUUACGUCAAUAGAAGAUAAAGGACGUAAUGACGUUGUUGAAGAAGCCAGAAGAAGAAGGAGAGAGAGAGAGAAGGGAGAGAGACACCAGCCUGCUUGUUUUCUCUAUCGAUGGAUGAGAAACAAUAACUGUGUUUGCCACUGAAAUCCAUGUAUGGAAGUUGGAAGUAAUCCGGUGGAGUUCACUUUGUUGCUGACCUGUAGAAGGAAACAGGUAUUUGUAUGUGGACGACCACGGUUCGGAUGCUUUCGGGGUGAGGAAGUCACUACCGAGUAAACACUGAAGUGUCAUUUGGGUUCCAUCAUGGAACAUUUGGAUUUCGUAUGUACUCUCUCUAUGUUUUUCUACAUCUACGUCUUAUCUUCAGACAACGGUGGUUGUUGAAGAAGCCCUUGCUCAUGUUUCACCUUAUGGCUUGCGGAACUGAACUUUAAGAACCAUUCCGAAACUGGGAGUUUUGGACUUUGUCACACACACACACGAAGAGUUUAGUUUUGGGGUUAACGUUCGAGGUUUAACAUUCUUGAAUUCUAACAUACUAACAUUUUUACUUUUAUUUUACGUAUUAUCAUAAGUAGUGAUUAAUAAAAUAGUUUUUAACACUAAAUCAUGCUCAGUGUGUUUAUUUUGUUGCUGGUUCGUGACAGUGAGGACACAAAGAUCCUUGUCAAAGCCCCAGCAAUCUCCUCACUUGCUUCUUUCAAUAUUCUGGGAUAUAUGCCAUCAGGCCCUGGGGACUUAUCCACCUUAAUGUUUUUCAGAAAACUC
Pristis pectinata (smalltooth sawfish) is the source of this 7446-nucleotide messenger RNA. RefSeq names its product ATP-dependent translocase ABCB1-like. Gene Ontology annotation, cellular component: membrane. Gene Ontology annotation, biological process: transmembrane transport. Lineage: Eukaryota; Metazoa; Chordata; Chondrichthyes; Rhinopristiformes; Pristidae. The record is from RefSeq and is a predicted model, not a curated record. Gene Ontology annotation, molecular function: ATP hydrolysis activity; ATP binding; ABC-type transporter activity.